UGCCAUGGCACAGCGUCAAAGAGGCUUGCGCUGAAACUGAUAAAGGUUACGCUCUGGUAGCUUGUUGAUGCUAUUUUAGAGAGGGUGGUUGGCGGAAAACAUAUAGCAAAACCCGGUGCUUAAUAUUUGUUUUCAAUGAAAGCGGUGAGAACUUAGUAUAUCUUAUUUGUAACGACGGAUAAGUCAGCUAAAGCUCAAACUAGCUUGCUAGUACCCCAAGCUAACAUUAGCCGUCAGAAUUACGAAAAAUCUGGUCAGUUAUGAAGUUUCAUCGAAGCAGAACAGUAGAGAGGUGUUUGAUAUGAACACGCGAACACGCAGAGCUGGAGAUCCAGUUAGCUUGUUCUAGAUGGCAGAGAAGAGGUGAAAACAGCAGAGACCACUGGGAUAUGACUUAUGGGCUUUAACACACCUUAUCAAAUAGACAACAUGGAAGAAUCGGAAAAGGCUCCUGAAGUCACUGAGGACAACCGGAUUCUAAGUUGCCAGUCCCGUCGAAGCACAAAGAAAGAGUCUCGAGCAUCAUCGAUGCAGACGCACAGAAAAAACUGUCGGGAGAAAAAUUCCAGUAACAAAGAGAUGGAUGGCAGAGCUGAAACCAGAUCCGAUCCAGAUCGAGACCGGAUUUCAGAUGCAGAGGGAAGGAGAAGCGAAGGCUCAUUAUAUUCCGAGGACUACGAGAAUGCCACACAGUCGGAACGCUCACUUUCUCCUUUUUCCCGGUCUCUCACUCCAUCUCCAACACCACAGAGAGGCUUUCGGGCAAAGCAGAUUUCCAGAAGUCCCCUCCACAAAACACGUGGGGUUGGACGCUGGAGUGCAAAUCGGCUCCAGCGACCUGGGGGCCUUAAUGUCACACAGCAGCACCGAAAGGGAAAUCGGUCACUAAGCAAGGAGUCAACACCGCAUAAAGACUUGGAUCUGGUGACCAAGAGAAUGCUGUCAGCCCGUUUACUGAAGAUCAAUGAAUUGCGCAACUCCCUUGCUGAACUACAGCAGCAAAAUGAUGAACUGAAGAAGGAAAAUAGAGUUCUCAGACAGCUUCAGGUGCGUCAGGAGAAAGCCCUGCAACGCUACGACGACACAGAAAGUGAGAUUUCCCAGCUCCUGGCGCGCCACUCCAAUGAGAUGCAAGUGCUGCGUGAAAGACUGCGGCGCACACAAGAGCGGGAACGGAAAGCUGAGCGGAGGUUAAAGGAGACUGAGGAGCAGUUGCAAAGGAAUCAAGCUGCUAUGACUCGGCUGAAGAAGCUAGUAGAUCAGCAAGAAUUAGGGACCAGAGAUGAGCUAAGCCGUAGUCUUGAAGAAGAGAAAACUCGGGCUCAAGAGGCACAACGUAGGGUUAAGGACUUGGAGCGUAGCAUUGAGCUGAGCAACAACAGUUUUCAGAGACAGCUUGCUGCUGAGAAGAAGAAGACUAUCAGUUCUCAGGAGGAGGUUAAGAGUCUGUUGGAGGAGCUGGACCGACUGACCAAAAAACUCAAGGAAAAGGAAAGGGAGCUAGAUGCUAAGAAUAUUUACUCCAACCGUAUGGUAAAACCAACAUCUCAGAAAGACACUGACAUCAGUGCAAAGCGGAAACUCCUUAGCAGGAACAGCACCAAGGCCGUACAAACUGAGGACACGAUGUCAAGUCCAGAUUUCCCCUCACCUCCCCCCGCCAUUAAUGAGUGCAUCGGGCAGGCAGCUGACGAGUACCUGUCUCUUAAGGAGCUCGACAGAGCAGACGGAACAGCAGAGGCCGAUAAGGAGGCUCAUAAAAGGGAUCAACAGAAGAAGAGAGAAAGACAUAAAGAACAUUUGGUGAAUGAGACAGAGCAAGACACACAGCAGCGAGAAGGACUUGACUCUGGGCUGGGGGCGCUUGAAGAGAAGCCAAACACAUUAAAAAAUGAAAUAGAGAAAAGAAAGAAUGAGGAGAAGGGAGAAAUAAGGAAGUCAGAUUCCCUGUUCAGCCAGAACGAAGACGACAUUUACUGGAAGCAUGGCCGCGUUCAGGAGACGGUGGCCCGAUUGAACAAGGAAUCCACGCCCAGCCAGGAAGCGGCAGAAGAAGCCCGGCGAAAAAAAGAGCAGCUGCUAGCUAGGAUGCGAGAAAUAGAUCGUCAAAACCAGGGAGCCCAGGACUCCGUGUUUUUUGAGUCAUUUCUUUCCGAUUCAAAAAAGGUUGUAAAUAACCUCCCCACUCCACAUCCACCUGAGGAGAGAAACCAUAACUCUUCCGGGGUUCUGGGAAGGAGAGUGUUGCGGUCCCAAACCUCCAGUGAUGACUUGGCAUUCGGAAGAUACGCACCUUCCUUUGGACAUUCAACAUCCCGGAUUCCAUCUGGCUUCUCAACAGCACCACCUAAAGAAACCAAUAAACCUACACUAGAAGCCAUAGGGAUUUUUAAUCUUGGAGGGGUGGUAACAGAGAAGGAGACAGAAAAGAGAGAAGAGAAAGACAAAAAGGCAAGUCUUAUGCAGCAGCUGUUCGGUGCUCAGGCCUCGCCGGCUGGUAGCAGUUUAGGUUCUAAUAAAAUGGAGGUACUCAAUAGCCCUUCGGUAACAAACGGGGUUCGUUCAAGACGGGAAGGACUGCAUCGCCUCAGCUCGGGUUCUUCCACACCUACAGCAUCCUACAUGAUGGACAGCAACGCUCUACAUGUAACUGACAGCAAACCUGCUGUCCGUGCAAUCCCAUCAUAUGAUGAUGACAUAGAGGAACUGGCUUUAUAAAUAAAUGUUGUGAUAAUAGUCAGUGAAAGCAUUCUGUAACUGUCAGGCAGGAUAUAACUCUGUAAAUGAGUGGAAGAUUGUUAUGUUUUUUCUGUAAAUGGUGGACAAGGGAUUUUUCUGGUUGAACAAGGCCAGAAUCGAUCUGUCAGCUUGAACUGAGUUUAUUUUCUGACUUUGUGUCAGAGUAGGCAAUUAAUAGUGAAGUAUAAUAACAAAUUACUUAUUCAGUUCAUUCUAUUCUGCACAUUCUCUGACUUUAUUUUUCAAGACAUUUAUUUAUCUUGGCAACCAGAUAAAUCUGUUGUGUACCACUCCCACUGGUGGACCUGAUUGAAGAAUCAAAGGAAAACCUCAACUUGUGCUUUAACUUUUAUUAAUGGAUUUAUUAGACAAUCAGUUUGUUCAGAGUGCACAUUAUCUGUAAAUAUUUUGGUAUGGGUGUUAUAUACCCAUCUGUAGCAAAAAUAUGUUGAGAAAGUUGAUGGCUUAUGGCCUUUUCUCCUGCACUAAUUCUAAAGCCCAGCACUGACGGUGAGCAUUAAACUUCACAUGUUUUAGUUAUUCAUUUGAUUUCCUAUCAGCUUGUUAGUUCACCUACUAUUGUCUCAUGCACCCAAAGCAUGUCAGAUGUUAAUUAACCUGUUGGCUAAAUGUUACAUUUUCACCCUCUGCUCAUGUUAAAUGUGCAAUCCUUUCGGUUGACAUAUUUCAAAAUAAAAUUGAAAUGUAUACAUUUGCGCACAAAUUUAAACAUUUAAAACUGUUUUUGGAUUUUUAUUUAAUUUAUAUGCAUCUUCAAGUAUUUAUAUAUGGCAAUUGUUUUGUGAAAUUA
Messenger RNA from Cyprinodon variegatus (sheepshead minnow), 3550 nucleotides. RefSeq names its product Leber congenital amaurosis 5 (gene lca5). The transcript has 10 exons. Gene Ontology annotation, biological process: intraciliary transport. NCBI's taxonomy places the organism in Eukaryota, Metazoa, Chordata, Actinopteri, Cyprinodontiformes, Cyprinodontidae. The record is from RefSeq and is a predicted model, not a curated record. Bases 397 to 2718 code for a protein of 773 amino acids. Gene Ontology annotation, cellular component: axoneme.